This is a messenger RNA of Schistocerca americana (American grasshopper), 1893 nucleotides long. It is a transcript of the gene park, whose product is annotated as E3 ubiquitin-protein ligase parkin. The record is from RefSeq and is a predicted model, not a curated record. The coding region runs from base 38 to 1465 and encodes 475 amino acids. Gene Ontology annotation, cellular component: mitochondrion; cytoplasm; ubiquitin ligase complex. The transcript has 10 exons. NCBI's taxonomy places the organism in Eukaryota, Metazoa, Arthropoda, Insecta, Orthoptera, Acrididae. Gene Ontology annotation, molecular function: ubiquitin conjugating enzyme binding; zinc ion binding; ubiquitin protein ligase activity. Gene Ontology annotation, biological process: protein polyubiquitination; ubiquitin-dependent protein catabolic process; positive regulation of proteasomal ubiquitin-dependent protein catabolic process.
ACAAUAUCUUUGCCGUGUUAUUGUUUUUCUCUUUACUAUGAGUUUUAUAUUUGCUUUUUUAAAACGUAUUUUGCAAAGCAUGAUACAGCUUCUGACUUUUGGCAAGCGUGCAGUAACAAACACGCUAAAUAUAUAUAUUAAAACAAAUACUGGAAACACGCUGUCAAUCGAUUUGGACCCGAAAUGGGAAAUAAAGAACGUGAAAGAAAUUGUUGCAACCGAGUUAGGACUGACACCAGAAGAAGUAAAGAUAAUAUUUGCUGGGAAGGAACUGGAUGAUUCUAUUGUAAUAGAGGAAUGUGAUUUGGGAGAACAAAGCAUCUUGCAUGCUGUGAAAAUACAGCCAUCUCCCAGAGCUGAUGGUAGCAAAGGAAGGUCGCACAGCUUGGCAGCUAAGCCGCUAAACGAAACUUUAGUGGAUCUUCAACUUAGUGGCAAAGACCGCCAAGAAAUGGUGUCUGAAGAAGACCAUGAAAAGAGACGAGCACAUUUCUAUGUGUAUUGUUCAUCUCCUUGUAAAAUGAUGAAACCUGGGAAAUUGCGGGUGCGCUGUGCAUCAUGUAAAGGUGGAGCUUUCACUGUGGACAGAGAUCCUCAGUGCUGGCAGGAUGUACUGGAUAAAAAUAGGAUAACAGGCAUUUGUGAAACUGAUGGCUGUACAGGUGGUGAUGAAGGGCUCACAUUUGCACAGUUCUAUUUCAAGUGUGCUGAACAUCCAUCUCAAGGUGAAGAUGAUGAGGCUGUUCCUUUGUAUCUUAUCAAAUCAAACAUACAUGACGUUCCAUGCCUAGCUUGCACCGAUGUUAAGGACCCAGUUCUUGUGUUCCCUUGUGAUGCAAGUCAUGUGACUUGUCUGGAAUGUUUCCAAACAUAUUGUGCAUCUAGACUGCGUGAUCGUCAGUUUUGGUCACAUCCUGAGUAUGGAUACACUCUACCUUGCCCAGCUGGUUGUCCAAAUUCCCUUAUCACUGAAGUUCAUCACUUCCACUUACUUACAACCCAGCAGUAUGCACAGUAUCAGCGCUUUGCUGCUGAAGAGUAUGUGCUGCAAGCAGGCGGUAUCUUGUGCCCCCAGCCAGGUUGUGGUAUGGGCAUAUUGGCUGAUCCUGACUGCAGACGUAUAACGUGCACCGGUGGUUGUGGGUUUGUCUUCUGCCGUCAGUGCCUGCAAGGUUACCAUAUUGGUGAUUGUGUCAUAGAUGGCGAGAGUGGAAAUGCAGGCAACAUUGGUGAUUGUCAGUAUAGUGUGGAUCCAAAUAGAGCUGCUCAGGCAAGGUGGGAUGAAGCAAGCAAAGUUGUUAUAAAAGUGUCAACAAAACCUUGCCCAAAAUGUCGUACACCUACUGAGAGAGAUGGAGGCUGCAUGCACAUGGUUUGCACCAGGCCAAAUUGUGGCUUCCACUGGUGCUGGAUCUGCCAAACUCCAUGGUCAAGAGAGUGUAUGGGAAACCAUUGGUUUGGAUAGCACUUCAACAGGUGCCAUACAGUGUUUAUGGUGCAUAUCCUUAGUGUGUCUUCAGUUGUGAUUAUCAAACAUAUUUUAACCCUCUCUGAGAGAUGGACAGAAGUUAUUAUAUGACUGGAAAAUUGCAUUUCAUUUUAUUGACUUCUUUGGUAGAAGUCAAAGUACUACCUGUAUCAGAAAAAUAGAGAUACCCAGUACACAAAUAUUUAUAUUAUUUUACUACUUUGAAGAAAUUAAAAUAAUGGUAAAAUUGUUUGUCCUUGUAUCUCUUUUUCAACUUCUACAUUAACAGAAAUGUGUUGUCAAUGUUAAUGUACCAUUAAAACAAAAUAUUUGUAAUUUUCCUGUGAUAAUUGCAAGACUGACAAUUCUUUCAUUAAAGAGGAGCUGAAAAUAAAAUGUGAUAUUUACUAAAUAUCUGCAUGUCU